Musa acuminata AAA Group (dessert banana) is the source of this 2890-nucleotide messenger RNA. RefSeq names its product U-box domain-containing protein 35. NCBI's taxonomy places the organism in Eukaryota, Viridiplantae, Streptophyta, Magnoliopsida, Zingiberales, Musaceae. Gene Ontology annotation, biological process: protein phosphorylation. The record is from RefSeq and is a predicted model, not a curated record. Gene Ontology annotation, molecular function: protein kinase activity; ATP binding. The transcript has 8 exons. The coding region runs from base 429 to 2822 and encodes 797 amino acids.
AUAAAAUUAUAAUUUGUAUAAUCUAAGAUAAGAGAGGAAAUAUAUUUCUGAGAGGAGAUAAUAAUAAAUAUAAGAGAUGGGAUCGUUGACGUUGCCAAGGCCUGCCUCGAUGUCAGCCAGCCGUGCUGGCUGUAACACACGUCACGGUUUUGACCGUGACCACAGACAGAGCGGACAAUAGAGACUACGUGGUUGACCGGACAACCAUGCAUGGCCAACGUCAAUGACACGGGUGAGGUGCCUUCUAUGGUCUCCCUUGAUGCUCGUUUAAGGUCUUUCGUUAUGGUUUGAGGGACAAAACAACGAGCAAGGAAAGAGAGAGAAGGGACGGAAGCCGUCUCCCUCUCUCCUGCUAUUCACCCUUUAGCUUCCUUCGCCGUCGUCGCGGGUCGUCGUCGCGGCUUAACGAAGAAAGAACGAGCAAGGAGAUGCCCAUCGGAGCAGCGGACGAUGGCGGCCGCCCGCCUGCGUCGACGGCGGUGGCCAUCGACAAAGACAAGAACAGCCAGCAGGCGGUGAAAUGGGCCAUCGACCAUCUUCUCCUCGGCAGCUACGCCGUCAUCCUCAUCCACGUCAAAACCAAGCCCCCACUCAACCAUGAAACCACCUCCGAUGCGAUCCGAGAACAAGCGGAGAACGAGAUGUCACAGCUGUUUCUCCCCUUCAGGGGAUUCUGCGCUCGAAAAGGGGUGCACAUGACGGAGGUCGUACUGGAAGACAACGACGUGUCGAAGGCCAUCAUCGACUACAUCAAUACAAACUACAUCCAGAACAUCGUUGUCGGUGCCUCCAGCAGAAAUGCACUGACGAAGAAGUUCAGGAACCCUGAUGUGCCCACAAACAUUGGUAAGCUGGCGCCGGAGUUUUGUGCAGUUUACGUCAUAUCGAAGGGGAAGCCGGUGACGGUCAGGACGGCGAAAAGCCCACCUCCUCUUGCCGGUGUUCUUCCUCCACAACCGUCGGUUCUGGCUAGCCCUCAAAUGGCAGACCCUGAUGACUCGAUCAAAACACCAUUCACGAGGGCGGGCUAUCGAGGGACAAUGGCACCGGGAACACCAGAUAGAAGGUCCUUCGAGAGGAACAUGGAUCAUAUAAGGACACCGUCGCGGGAGCGCCCGCUGUUGGGAGGCAGAACACCACCCGGCAACGUGUUGCUCGACGGCAUCGACUCUUCUCAUCGCCCGCCGAGGCCAUCCGCCUCGCGCGAUAUGAUCUUCGACGACCUGGACUUCCAGGGGGGCACCGGGUUCCAGUCCAUGGACUUCGGCUCGAUGGAGAUCUCAUCUACCUCGUCGGACAGCCCCAAGGGUUCCCUCUCCCCUACUUCAGGUGCACAGCGAGACUUGGAGGCCGAGAUGAGGAGGCUGAAACUGGAGCUGAAGCAGACGAUGGAGAUGUACAGUACAGCCUGCAAGGAAGCCAUCUCAGCCAAACAAAAGGUGAAAGUCUUGACCAACUCAGGGAUGCGGUCGGUGCUAAUAAGCUCACGAGGCGCCGUGAUGCAGGCGAAAGAGCUUCACCAAUGGAAGCUGGAAGAAGCCCGCAGGGUGGAGGAAGCAAAGCAUGCCGAGGAGAUGGCCCUUGCACUGGCAGAAAUGGAGAAAGCCAAAUGCAAAGCCGCGGUAGAGAUGGCGGAAGCGGCGCAGCGGAUUGCGGAGCAGGAGGCGAGAAAGAGGAUGAACGCGGAGAUGAAGGCCAAGCGCGAAGCAGAGGAGAAGGUCAAAGCGUUGGAUGCCUUGGCCAUGACCGACCUCCGGUACCGGAAGUACAGCAUCGAAGAGAUCGAGAUCGCCACCGAUCAGUUCUCCGCGAACCUCAAGAUCGGUGAAGGCGGAUACGGGCCAGUGUAUAGAGCUUGUUUGGACCACACGCCCGUCGCCAUCAAGGUCUUGAGGCCUGAUGCUGCACAAGGAAGGAAGCAAUUCCAGCAAGAGGUUGAGGUACUGAGCUCCAUACGGCACCCCAACAUGGUGCUGCUGCUGGGGGCCUGCCCCGAGUACGGAUGCUUGGUGUACGAGUACAUGGACAACGGGAGCCUGGAGGACCGCCUCUUCCGGCGAGGCAACACUCCGCCGAUACCAUGGAGCGUGCGGUUCAAGAUCGCUGCAGAGAUAGCCACCGGGCUGCUCUUCCUGCACCAGGCCAAGCCGGAGCCGCUGGUUCAUCGGGACCUCAAGCCGGGCAACAUCCUCCUCGACCGCAACUACGUGAGCAAGAUCAGCGACGUGGGCCUGGCGCGGCUGGUGCCGCCGUCGGUGGCCAACCAGGUGACGCAGUACAGGAUGACGUCCACCGCCGGGACCUUCUGCUACAUCGACCCGGAGUACCAGCAGACGGGCAUGCUCGGUACCAAAUCCGACAUAUACUCCUUCGGCAUAAUGCUUCUGCAGAUCAUAACCGCCAAGCCUCCCAUGGGGCUCACGCAUCAUGUGGAGAGAGCCAUCGAGAGGGGAUCCUUCACGGAGAUGCUCGACGCCACCGUGAAGGACUGGCCGGUGGAGGAGGCGCUCGGGUUCGCCGAGCUGGCUUUGAAGUGCGCGGAGCUGAGGAGGAAGGACCGGCCAGAUCUGGGGACAGUGGUGCUACCGGAGCUGAACCGGCUGCGGAAUCUUGGCCAUGCUUAUGAAGAUAGUUUCAGCGGCGGAGGCGGGAGCGGCAUUCCCUCCACCGCCAGCAGCAACAGCAGCAGCAGCUUCGGCACUGGGCCGCCAACUUUGAAUGGAAACCUUCGAGCCACGUCUCUUGCCAAUCAGGAGAAGGCUUUGAACACUCCAAACGUAGGGACGCAAUGGAAAUCUACGAUGGACACAAUGCAGCAGUGAAGGAGGGACGGAGUGUAAAGCUAGGAGGAAGCUUAGGGCAAAACACAAAAAUUACCUUGGUGCAUGUA